AUGAGUGAUCCGUUCCGAAACAAGCCAAAUGCAAGAGCAACUGUUGAACAAGACGAUUUGAAAGCAGUGAACGCUUUCUUCCGUACGCUUGGUCACGUCUCGUGCGAUCCGAGUGCGAUCGUUGACAUCGGACAUUCGUUACUCUCUCUUCUAGAGAGUUCCCUGACAGACGUGGAUUUAGAAAGUGACCUUUUCGAUCUCAUAGGGAAUCCAGAGGUUGCCGCGGAGCUCCUCAAACUACGUCCAAGCGUUCAAAGGCACAGUAGCUCCAUAAGAGCAGAACUAACUGGCAGCUAUGGACGAGAACGAACAAAAAAGACGAAGCAGCAGAGUCCGGAGAAGUUUCUACCCAGUUCGAGUCUGAGCGGCUUACAAUAUUCUUCUCCCUUCGAAGCAAAAGGCAGAACUCGCACGGAUAGUGCCACCCAUGGCGGGGCGUUCAGGCAACGAGCUCCUUUUUUAUCCGGCUCGGUUACCUCAACCACGUCCGCGACUGCAGACUCCAUCCAAGAGCUCUCGCCAGACUUUCCCGGCAGCGACAAUCCUUUCGUUGCUAAGCCUACAUAUCCCGCACCGAAAUCAAGCAACAUCGAGUUCCGGUCAGAGGAGCUUUAUAAGGAAAUCUUUGUACCGCCACCGCAGCCUUGCUCUGCGGCCCAGCAGCGGUUGAAGGUUGCGGAAUGUUUGGACCCUCCGUUGCGAAGAAUUUUCGAGCACACAGAGCAUUUCAACCCUGUACAGAGCACCGUGUUUUCUGCGGUCUACCACACGAGCGAGAACCUGCUCAUCUGUGCGCCAACCGGAGCUGGCAAGACAAAUAUCGCACUUCUGGCUAUUGGGAGGGAGAUUCUCCACCGAAUGCAUGAGCGUGCAUGGCGUUGCGUGUAUAUCGCACCCAUGCGUGCUCUGGCCUCGGAGAUCGUGCGGAAGCUUGCGAACUCGCUGAGAUCGCUAUCCGUCGAAGUGUUGGAAUACACCGGGGAUACGAAUCCGACGCUUCCUAGCUUGAGACGAAGUCAGGUGUUAGUGACCACUCCCGAGAAAUGGGACGUUCUCUCACGAAAUAGUGCGCAUUGGCAAUCGGGGCUCGCUGCUUCGAUUCGUUUGCUCGUCAUUGAUGAGAUCCACCUUCUACACGAUAAUCGAGGUCCGGUACUCGAAGCUGUGGUUGCAAGAACGUUACGCUUAGCGGAAAUUCAGCAAACGAGAGUUCGCAUCGUCGGAUUGUCAGCAACGCUGCCGAAUUAUGUGGAUAUCUCGGCGUUCCUCCGGGUGACUCCCGAAAAAGGGCUUUUUUACUUCGACGCUAGCUAUCGACCUGUCCCCUUGGGUCAACGCCUCAUUGGAAUGCGAAAAAGGCGAGAUCGAGGUUCCGAGUCUGCCCUUAUCGAGGUCUGUUACGAAAAAGCUCGCUCAUUCGUUACAUGUGGGCACCAGGUCAUCAUCUUUGUCCACUCACGAAAGAAGACCAAACUCCUUGCCGAGGACCUGCUGAAGAUGGCACGGGAGCGGAACGAGGCGUCUCUUUUCGUACAGUCAGAGCGCAGCCAAGAUCAAUUGCCUAGAACGAUUCGAUCAGCGGACCUGCGGAUGCUCUUAAUGCAUGGCGUUGGUAUUCACCACGCUGGUCUCGCUCGUUCAGAUCGCAUCGCGACCGAGACGCACUUCCGAGAUGGGUCGAUCACUUUGUUGGUAAGCACAGCCACUCUCGCAUGGGGUGUCAAUCUGCCUGCCAGGGCCGUCAUCAUCUACGGCACGAAAAUCUAUGAUGCAAGUCGCGGGGGUUUUGUUGACAUUGGCGUCCUCGAUAUUUUACAGAUUUUCGGAAGAGCAGGUCGGCCGGAAUACGACAGCUAUGGAGAAGGAAUCAUACUGACGGAAGAGCAACGUCUUCCGUUUUUCUACCGACUCCUCAGCGUCCAGAUGCCGAUCGAGAGUCAGAUGUUGAACGGGUUCGCUCUUGUUGAUCAUCUGAAUGCCGAAAUCGCCACGGGGCACGUCACGUCGGAGCACGAAGCCCUGGCGUGGCUGGCAUGUCUGUACCUUUCGGUACGCCUUGCCAAGAAUCCACUUCAUUAUGGUAUUGCUUGGGAAGACGUGCAGCGAGAUCCAACGCUCUCAGCUUUUAAAUAUCAGCUGCUGAAGAAAUCGAUUGAUGCUCUUGUUAUAGCGGGCCUCGUUUCUGUUGAUAGCGAGCUGUCGCAGCUGGAACCAACAGACUGGGGCAUCGUAGCGAGUAGAUUUUACGUAUCGCACCAAACGAUGCAGAUCUUCAAAGAGAAUCUGAGACAGGAUGCGUCUGCGAGUCAAGUGAUUCGAUGCAUCAGCUCGUCAUCAGAAUUCGAAAAUUUGGCCUUACGAGAAGAAGAAAUCCCUGAACUGGAAACCCUCUAUGCUGACGCCUGCCCAUAUGAAUAUCCGCGGCAUGCAAACAUCGCGAUUAGAUCCAAAUUAGAGGAUGAGUCGGAAUAUUUCUUGAAUGGCUACACAGGCAAGGUAUACAUUCUUCUUCAGUCAUAUAUAUCACGAGCUACUGUGCAUGAUUUUGCAUUGCUUUCAGACAUGCGAUAUAUCGAGGAGUCAGCAACAAGACUCUUCGGUGCAGUAUUUGAGAUUGCUCUCCGUCAAGGCUGGCCUGAACUUGCUCGAAACGCCAGUGAGUUGGCGCGAGCCGUUGAGCGACGUCUCUGGCCUUUUGAACAUCCCCUUACACAAAUGCAGAACGUUCAAGCCUCUGUUGUGGACCUUAUCAAGAACAGGAAUAUACCGCAUGAUAUUCAGAUUUUGCGAAGACUAUCGAACGAGCAAUGGACGGAUUUACUUGGUUCACCUUCUCACGUGCAAAUCAUGGCAGAAAUAGUGUCGGAGUUUCCGUACUUAGAGGUAUCUGGUCACCUGUCCGCGCUGGCGGAGCAGCUCUUUCGUAUCCAAAUAAGCUGCACACCGUGCUGGAAGUGGGGAUCCCGGCUACACAGUACACGCACGAGCGAAGCUGCACGGUACACGCUCAUGAUCAACGAUGUGGAUGCGGGUGUAAUGGUCUAUUCUCAGAGUGUCACAUUCUCGAAGAAGCAAGUUCAAGAGCGCGAGACAUCAUUUUUCGAAAUUUAUCUGAGCCAUGGCGGUCAAUGGCCACAAACAUUUGAAGCGGUGUUCCUGUCGGAGGAGUGGCUCGGGGCAGACCAGAAAUACGUCCUCCAAACAGAUGCCCCUGGUCCGCCACAGAGCCAGCUAAUACGGACGCCACUUCUGAACCUGCGCCUGCUGGGCCGGGAGGCACUCGGAUUCGGCCUCGGUGCAGCGUGCGACACAUUAUUUCCAGGUCUGUCGCAUCUCAACCCGAUCCAGACGCAAAUUUGCCACAGCGUUUUGCACUCGGACGCGAGCUUGUUCAUUGGGAUGCCACCGAACGCUGGGAAGGAUCUUGUGCUGUUACUGUGCAUCCUGCGUCAACUACGCGCCAAGCGCAGUGCCCACUGCCGAGUGCUCUACCUCAGUCUUGCUUCGAAUAAUAUGGAUGACAUGGACGCAUGUCUCCGCAGGUGGCUCUCCGUGUUGGAUGUUCGCCUGCUUGACCUGAGCGAUGGCUGCAAGGCAGGGAUUCAUGACCCAAUGGUCGUCUGUUGCGUGACGCCCAAGCAGCUGCUCGACUGGCUCCUCGAUAAAACAGAGUCAGCGAUUGCGUUCUUUGACAGUGUGGAUCUUGUGCUGGUCGACAACAUGCACCACUUGAACGAGGACAAUGGUGUACUCGCUGAGAGUGCUCUAGUUGCCGUGCGUGCCGUUACUCGAAGAUCGACGCGACUGGUUGCCUUUGGGAAUCUCAUUGGUAACGCAAUGGAUCUGGCUUCAUGGCUAUCUACAAGUCGUAUGUACAAUUUCGCACUGGAGCAUAGCCCUACGCCGAUAGCGUUUAGUGUGAUCCCUUUCCGAGAGCGGAACAUCGCAGAACGUUUUGCGCGAAUGGAUCAAACCAUUCGUAAGAUCGUUCAACAUCACAACGCGGAGCAAGUUAUUGUGUUGGUGCAGUCGGAUAGGGAAUGCAUCGAGACCGCUCGUCGGCUGCUGCACGUGGCUGCAGCUGACGGGACAUCCCAUAGAGCGGGCAUAGAAGGACAUCUACUAGAUGUUUCUGUUCUGAAUGCGGAUAUUGGCCAGUUCCUUGCUUUCGGGAUCGGUGUUCUGGUAGGUGAAAUGAAUAACGUGCUUCAGAGCCUCAUGCAAGAUCUUUUCUCAGCCCGGAAACUUUCAUGGUUAGCCGUAGCUUUUCCACUUCUAGAUGAGCUGCGAUGCAGUGCACCAGUUGUUGUUGUGAAAGGCACGGAGUGGCACCUUACAGCUGGCGGAACAUGGAAGCAUUUGAGUCCAAGCGUACUAUUGAAAAUCCUGCAACGCUGCGGUUGCCAGGAAAUACAACGCGGUUCAUUUUACCUCCUCGCUUCAGAAUCGCGCAAGGCAUACUUUCAGAAGCUACUAGAAUGUGAAGUUCCCGUCGAGGCAGGCAUUCGCACUGAGGAAGACCUUGGCUUGUUUCUGUGUCAGAUGGUUGCAGGCGAUCUUGUGUCGGAGCCAGAGGAGAGCUUUCAGCUGACGCGGGAAACGUAUCUUUCGCGGCGUCUGGCCCAGAAUCCGAGCUGGUAUCCCUGGGUAACCGCGAACGACAAUGAAAUGCGAACAGUUGUGGAAACGUCUCUCUUGAGGAUGGCCAGCAUUGGUCUCCUUAGAAUCCAAGCGAGUAGCUCAGCGGUGCUAACCCUCGAACCAACCACGCUUGGUAAGCUGGCUUGUUUCUUCUCUCUGAGACCAAUUUUUUUCGAACGCAUUAACAAUUUACUGAGUGAGAUGAAUCAAGAAAAACGCGAGCAGAAAGCCCAUGAUUUGGCGCAUGAAGACCAUGCUUGUAUGCCCGAUUCUUGCAAAGUGGAGGAUUCGAUUCCAGACGCUGCAAAGGAAAGCGACAAUGGCCCGGCGACCCAAGUGAUUCCAUAUAAUGUCGUCCGCUUCGAGACGGCCGCCAGAGAACUGCUCUACAUAGGUCUGCGCGAGAUAGCACCGCACUGCUCGAGCAUGGAGCUGGCGGUGGCGGCGGCAGUCGUAGCGGCUGAAAAGGGUUUUGAUCCAGCCGUGUCCCCCUUGCUAAGAUUCGCUAAGGUAGAACGGAAGGAGCACAGGCGAAGCUCCCAUGCGCGCCCAACCCCUCGAAUUGCGCUGAACGUUAGCAGCGUUGAACGUGUUCAGCUGAACUGGAUCCAGGUGAGUCUUUGCUUUCGGAAAAUCGAGCUGGAAGGCAUCAACAGGACUCAGCCCGAACGCAUAUACGCAUCGGCACUACCUGCUUCCUGCCCGGUUACCAAAUUGGUCUGCUUCGCAUUUUCUGCUGUGACUGAAGAACUCUUGGGAUAUGGGAUUUCGGAAGAAACUGUUCUCCACGUAGAUCUUGAACUACGGCGACAUAUUCCCGCUGGUGGCAAACUCAAGCUGAAGCUUUUCUGUUUUCCGGUGGAGCUGACGCAUGAAAUAGGUGUGAGCUUGAGCGACGAGCAAAUGAGCGCGUCGUCUUCCACCAGAAAGCAGUAA
Cyanidioschyzon merolae strain 10D is the source of this 5577-nucleotide messenger RNA. Its product is annotated as RNA helicase. Bases 1 to 5577 code for a protein of 1858 amino acids. NCBI's taxonomy places the organism in Eukaryota, Rhodophyta, Bangiophyceae, Cyanidiales, Cyanidiaceae. Gene Ontology annotation, molecular function: nucleic acid binding; ATP binding. The record is from RefSeq and is a predicted model, not a curated record. The transcript has a single exon.